Messenger RNA from Chrysoperla carnea, 4067 nucleotides. RefSeq names its product sphingomyelin phosphodiesterase. The record is from RefSeq and is a predicted model, not a curated record. Gene Ontology annotation, biological process: ceramide biosynthetic process; sphingomyelin catabolic process. Gene Ontology annotation, cellular component: lysosome. The transcript has 16 exons. The coding region runs from base 71 to 2122 and encodes 683 amino acids. Lineage: Eukaryota; Metazoa; Arthropoda; Insecta; Neuroptera; Chrysopidae. Gene Ontology annotation, molecular function: acid sphingomyelin phosphodiesterase activity.
AUUGAAUUUUUUUUUAAAUUAAUAUAAUAUCAGUUACGCAUAGAUUUUGUGCUGACUCUUGAUUCGUAUUAUGAACUUUUCUCUCUUUGCUAUUACAAUAUGGAUAGUAAAUCUUAUACCACUUAUAAAAGGAAUGCCAACAAUUAUCGAUGUAGCUCAAUUCAACGAUACAUGGGAUUACAAGAUAGGAAGAGAUAACAGUCCAUUGUUAACAAAUAUUCAUAAUAGACAUCAAAUUCCUUCAAAAACUCCAGUAAAUUUGACAGAAAUAGCACGAACGCUAUGGGAUCGAGAACAAGACAAAUCCACAAAUUUACCUUUAUUUUUCGACAAAGCAUUAAAAUUAUUUAACAUUAAGCAAGUUGCGUUUGAAGUUGAAAAUUCGUUAAUGUCAAAAGUUUCUUGUACUGCUUGCCAAGCCGGUGCUGGAUUAUUACAACAUUAUACAAAGCAAGGAAAAUCAGAAAAAGAAAUCAAGACAAUAAUUUAUCAAUUUUGUACGUCGUUAAAAAUACAAACACCCAGAGUAUGUGAAGGUAUUACCGAGCUGUUCACAGGUGGUGUAGUUUAUGUAUUAGGCCAUAGUAACUUAGGACCCAAAGAAAUAUGCAGUUUUAUAAUUGGAGAUGCUUGCGGUGAUGUAUAUAAUCCGUAUCAUGAAUGGAAUGUUAUGUUUCCACCUGUUCCAAAACCAAAAGUAGCACCAACAGAAUUACCAAAAGUUGGUGCUCCAUCAUUCAAAGUACUACACUUAUCAGAUACUCAUUUUGAUCCAUAUUAUGCAGAAGGAAGUAAUGCAGAUUGCAACGAACCAUUAUGUUGUCGUUUAACAAAUGGUCCAGCUAAAACAAAAGAACAAGCAGCCGGAAAAUGGGGUGAUUAUAGGAAGUGUGAUACACCUAAAAUUACAAUCGAUAAUAUGUUAAAACAUAUUGCAGAUACACAUCCGGAUAUUGAUUAUAUAAUUUGGACUGGAGAUUUGCCACCACAUGAUAUAUGGAAUCAAACACGUGAAGAAAAUUUAAAAAUAUUACGUGAAACAGUUGCACAAAUGUCAGAUAUGUUUCCUGGUUUACCAAUAUUCCCAGCCUUGGGUAAUCAUGAAUCCGUUCCUGUUAAUAGUUAUCCACCACCAUUUUUAGAUUCAACUGAAAAUAGUAUUUCAUGGUUAUACAAGGUAUUGGAAGAACAAUGGCGUCGUUGGUUACCAGCAUCUGUAUCACAUACAUUACGACGCGGUGCAUUCUAUUCUGUACUUGUUCGACCUGGUUUUCGGUUAAUUAGUUUAAAUAUGAAUUAUUGUAAUAACAAAAAUUGGUGGCUGCUAUUAAAUAGUACGGACCCAGCAACUGAAUUACAGUGGUUAAUCUAUGAAUUACAAUCGGCUGAAUUUAAUGGUGAAAAAGUACACAUUAUUGGCCAUAUACCACCUGGGCAUUCGGAUUGCAUUAAAGUGUGGUCAAGAAAUUAUUACGCAAUUAUAAAUAGAUACGAAGCAAUAAUUACUGCUCAAUUUUUUGGACAUACACAUUACGAUGAAUUCGAAUUAUUCUACGACAAUGAUGAUAUAGGAAGACCUAAUGGAAUAGCAUAUAUUGGGCCAUCUGUUACUCCUUAUUAUGAUACAAAUCCUGGAUAUCGAAUUUAUUAUGUGGACGGAGAUCAUGCAAAAACAACAAGGUCGGUCAUAGAUCAUGAAUCUUGGACAAUGAAUUUACGUGAAGCAAAUUUAUAUGGUUAUCCAAUGUGGUAUAAAUUAUAUAGUGUACGUGAUACGUAUAAAAUGAGAGGAUUAAGACCAGAAGAUUGGGAUGAAUUUGUCCAGCGUAUGACUAUUGACCCGGCACUUUUCGACUUAUAUUACAAGCAUUACUACAAAGCAAGUCCAGUAAAACCAACAUGUGAUACAGAAUGUAAAAAACGAAUGUUAUGUGAUCUGAGAUCUGGUCGAUCGCAUGAUCGUAAAGUUUUAUGUGAAGAAUUAGAAUCCCGUAUUGAACAGACAAAUGGAAAUACUUGGAAACAAUGGAUUUAUAAUACUUUAUCUGUUUCGUUGGAGACAAAUGAAAUUCCAACAUACACUGAAUCAGCAUUUCUGAAUAAUAUUACCGAUAAAGAUUAAUUUUAACUUUUUUGUAAAUAGUACAAUGAUAUUUUUAAUUAUGACUUUAGACGUAAUAGAAUUAUUUUAAUAUUUAGGAAACAUUUUGUAUUUAGUAUUAAGUAGGAUACGUAAACGUACAUUAUACGUAAUAAGUUGCAAAUAACCACCUUCAGGUUAUGUGCAAUAAAAGCUGUUUUUCUUUUAUAUUGAUUUUUAUUAUGGCGAUAGAUCUCAGUUUACCAGUUAGUUUUGUUCUUUGAAGAAUUUAUGGCUCAGGCAAAAAUGAAGCUAUGACGAUAUACGAAUAUACCACCAAAACUGACAAAGCCACGCGGAUUUCACACUAUACAAUACAUACGAAGCGAACCAUGUUCAAUGUAUAUUUGAACACCGGAAAGGAUAUAGUACUUGCAACAUUACUAAUUGAAAUAUUAUUCAAUGCCAAUAUUCUUUGAUGAAAAAUUUUCAUUAUUUUUAGACUUUGAUUUAGAAUAAAAGAAAAACAGCUGAAAAUAAAAGAGUGUUACAGGCAUAGGCGCAGAUCAAAUUUAAUAUUAGAAGAGUUUGAAAAUCAAAAAUGAAAUGAUAAGAUACAUGCUUUUGACUUCCAAUAUUUUAAAACUAGUUCAUUACUGGAAAAUCAUAUUCAAAAUUGUUUAUUCGUACAGAAAGCGAUCACUAUUAUAGCUCUGGCAUCGGAUCAAAGCGAUGUAGCCAGAGCAUUCCUGUCACAUAAAGAUCGAUCAAUUUUUUUUUCGUGUUACAAAAAUCUGAACAAUUUUCUUUCAGGUAUUUUGAUUGUAUUUUAUUACCUUUUUAAUGUAAUUUUCAGAGUAAUCUAUAUGAAUAUAAUCGUGGUAUGUUUCGUAUCUGCACGGCGGGCAUCAUGCAAAAAUUAUUGAAUCAUUGAAGAUAGUGAGAUGUUUUUAUUUUUUUUAAAUGUCUUUGUAAUACAUAAAUUUCAUUCAAAUCACUAAAUAAGCGAAAAUACGUAAGUUUUUUACAAUAUUUUCUGAACAUCGUAGGCAAUUUGUAUCACAUCCAUGUAAACAUUAUGUAUUACUCUACUCGCUUGGUAUUACUAGUAACUAAGUGAUUAUUUUUAGACGUAGAUCAGCAUACACAUAAAAAAGGCAUUAUUACCUAUUCCGUUUAUAAUUCUUUAGUAAGGCGGAUAUUUUGUUCAGCAGUUGCAGAGCAGUUUUUAUUCUAGGAGUAAAAUAUUUUUUUAAACUUGUGAAAUAUUUCCAGAUGAGAUUAUCGAAUUAAUUGUAUUCAAUCGUAAUUAAUUGAUUCAUAGCAUCUGAAAUAGAUUUAAAAAAAUUAACUAAUGUGCUCGUGUAAUUGACUAUAAUGUGUUGAUCACUGCUGAUCAAUUUUAGUCCCGAUAUAUUGUCAGUCCAAAAACAUCACAAUAUUAAAGUUAUCAUUUCUUUAGGAAAACCUACCAAACUCUUCAUUUUUUAUAAUAUAAACAUUGUAUUUGCGUCUGUCCCUAAUAUCACUUUAAAUUAAUUUUAAUACGUAUAAAAUCAAUUAAAUACAAUAUAGUUUGCUUCUCAAUAAAUUAAUAAAUGCAUGUUUUGAAGCUUGAACACAAAAUCUUUUUAAAUUUGGCUUAUGGUUUGGUUACAACACAAAAAUACAAUAAUAACUUGUACUCAAGAAAAAAAUUACUAAUAUUGUUAUAAAUUUUGUAUUUGACGGAAUAAUCUUUGAAUCGAAUUUUCAUAGUAAAUUACUUAAAUUUUUUUGUAAUCAAAUGAAAAUUUACUUGUAAAUAAGACACAAAUGACUACACUAAGCGCAUUAUGAUGGUGUUGCAAAUAUUACACAAAUACACAUUUCCAAUGGUUGUGGUAAAUUUUAAAUGGUGGUGGAAGUUCAUUGGAAAGUUUUGAAUGGCAAUGUUAUGGUCAAUUCCACGUUACACUAUCCAAUUACCCAAACUGGUUUUAGGUCU